CCACGCGUCUUAAUCCUGAUCACUCCCUCAAGAAUAGGAGGCAAUAAUAGAGCGAAUCUGUCAGAGAGUACUCCACCACGAGCUGCCAAAGCACGCUCAGUCAAUCGUCAAUCUCCAGCCCCUGACAAAACCAUGUGAUCCGUCCUCCUUUCCCUCCCCCACUGGCUUCGUCGUCCUCUGUCUACUCCUCUUUAACUGGCUUCUACGUGUCUUUUUUUUACUGGCUUAUUUGUACCCAGCUACAUCAUGGACUCCCCUCGGCCAAUCCUCACUCGACAGCUCCGUCCUUGCCUACGUGAGACCGAAGCUAGCUCUCGCAGAUGGAUUUGAUCAGACGCUUGCUUUUUCCCCGAAAAGACGGAAAAAGCCCCUUUCCAGCUCGCUCUGUCAGUCCACUAACACCAGUUACACUAAGUCAGUACAGCAAACGCACUAGCAAUAGCAGUAACCAGUACAAUGGGUCCCAGCUUUGGCCGUUCUAGGCUGAAGGAGGCCUUUCAGGUCUUUAUCGCGUCUUGCCGGGCUUCUGGGAAUAUAUAGAUUCUGUAAUUAGUCAAUACUGGUAAGCCUAAGUAGAGGAAGGUCUCGAGUUAUCGCUACGCCCCUAAGCUAAGCUAAUAAGAUCUUUUGUCGAUACUUGAUCACCAGUUAAAUAGAAAAAUGAAAUAUAGAAAAGAAAUCGUAAGUUUAAGCGCUAAACUCCGCCUCUUUGCACUAAUAGGAUUCUAAACCUUCUAAGAAAGAUUCCGAUGCCAUUCUAAUAUGUCAAUAGCUCCUAAAUCAAUGGAAUUCAAAGGCACUAAGGAAGGCAGGAAUGGGAUAAGGUUAAGUCAUUAAUGAAUGGACUGAUGGAAGGGGGCGUCGUAGCGAGAAGACCAAUCCAAUCUCGAUGAUAAAAGAAUAAGCAACUAGUCCUAUGUCCCCAGGAGCAAGUUUUCUGGAAGGAUACCAGGAAAGGCCUCCAACAGGCUCCCUACCAUCGGUCUUCUCGCUUAAUCAGUACAAGAUUUGCGUUCUCCCUUCUUCCGUGGGUGGGUAUAGCGCUUUCCUUCCUCUAGUUCGAGAGUUGCAGAAGCAAGAAAGAAGCUUCCAUUAGCAUUAGUACAUUUUUUUUUAUCAGUCCGCAAGCUUCCAAUUUGAACUAGCAAGAUAUACACGAUGACAAGGAGCGUAGCGAAUUGCAUGAAAGAAAGCCUUGAAGAGGACAAGCUCUUUCCUUGCUA
Molecule: messenger RNA, 1223 nt
Organism: Rubroshorea leprosula
Lineage: Eukaryota; Viridiplantae; Streptophyta; Magnoliopsida; Malvales; Dipterocarpaceae
Source: the annotation of a GenBank genome assembly